UCCCGGCACAUUUACUCUCCUCUGAUGCCGACUGGAUGCAGACCGGGGGAUUUCCAGCGGCUUCCUGAGACUGUCCUCCCUUUCCUCUCCUCGCCUCUCCUCUCUGGACUCCCUCACCCCUCUUCCUCUUCCUCCUCCUCUUCCUCCAACAUCCAGAGCUUCUCCUUCUCUGCUCCUCACCACCAGGAUGUGGCACUCGGUGACUCUGCUCCUCUCUGGAUUCUCCGCUUUGAUCCACGUUUCAUUGCAGGGUCCACAUCAGAGGAACCUGCUGAAGAACCUCUUAAAGGAUUACAACAGGAUGGAGCGGCCGGUGGGCAACGACUCCCACCCCCUCACAGUCGUCUUUUCCCUAAGUUUAAUACAGAUCAUGGAUGUGGAUGAGAAGAAUCAGGUGUUGACCUCUAACAUGUGGCUGCAAAUGAGCUGGUUCGACCAUUACCUCCAGUGGAAUCAGAGCGAACAUCCAGGGGUGAAAAACCUCCGCUUCACCACAGACCAAGUGUGGACACCAGACAUCCUGCUCUACAACAGUGCAGAUGAUGACUUUGACUCCACCUUUAAAACCAAUGUUCUGGUGAACUCCAGCGGCUAUGCAAAGUACCUGCCUCCAGGAAUCUUCAUGAGCACAUGCAAUGUGGACGUUCGCUGGUUCCCUUUUGACAUCCAGCAGUGUGAGCUGAAGUUUGGUUCGUGGACGUACGAUGGCUGGCUGCUGGACCUGCAGAUGAACGACGCAGACAUCUCCGGAUACAUGCCCAACGGAGAGUGGGACCUAAUAGGAGUCCCCGGCACCAGGAAUGAGGUCUAUUAUGAUUGCUGCAAGGAGCCCUACCCGGACGUGACAUUUGUUGUGACAAUAAGGCGGCGGACUCUGUACUACGCUCUGAACCUGCUCAUCCCCUGUGUGCUGCUGUCCUCCAUGACCCUGCUCAUCUUUGUGUUACCGGCUGACUCCGGAGAGAAGAUCUCGCUGGGUAUCACCGUCCUGCUGUCUCUUACGGUUUUCAUGUUGCUGGUCGCAGAGAUCAUGCCCGCCACAUCUGACUCCGUCCCGCUUAUAGGUCAGUACUUUGCCAGUAUAAUGAUCAUCGUUGGGAUGUCGGUCAUCGCCACAGUGGUUGUUCUGCAGUAUCAUCACCACGAUCCAAACGGAGGGAACAUGCCCAAAUGGGUGCAGCUCGUCUUGCUGCAGUGGGUGGCGUGGUUUCUGCGGAUGAAGCGUCCCGGAGAAAACGACGACCCCGAGCGGCCCCCGUGCGCCCCCCAUCUGAGGCGCUGCUCCUCUGGCUCCCAGAGCGGCAGCAUCCCCAACCCUCCAGACCCCACCCUCCACCCCCUGCACCCACAGAACCUGGCUCCUCUACAAACCGGGCCCCUUCACGCCGGACACCCGCACCUCCACGCACAAACCAGCGCCAACAACAACGGGAACCUUCUAUAUAUGGGCUUCCAGAGCCUGGACGAGCCUUCUUUGCUCUCAGAGUCCGUCCAGAGGAGUAAUAAUAUCACAACGGGACCUCCGCGAGUGGCAGGAAGCCCACCCCCACACCUGCCGUCUCAGUUCUGCAGCUCCCCUCCACCUCCGACCCCCAAUAUAGACACUGUAGGCUGCCCGAGCACUGUCUCCAGCGGAGGGGGCUUCGGAAGUGGACCCGGAGGGAUUGGAGGGUGCUCAUCUGGAGGAGACCCCCAGCUGCAGGCUAUCCUGGAAGAGGUGCGUUACAUGGCAGACCGUUUCCGGGAGCAGGACGAGUCAGAAAGCAUGGCCGACCAGUGGAAAUUUGCAGGAGCUGUGAUUGACCGUUUGUGUUUGGUGGCGUUUAGCGUCUUUAACAUCAUAUGCACCAUUUCUAUCCUAAUGUCUGCUCCUAACUUUGUGGAGGCUAUUUCCAAGGACUUCGUUUGAAAGCUACGAGGAAAAAAAAAAAAAAAAGAGGAGAAGAAGCGUGAAGGAAAGCAUGAGGGGAAUUACACAUGGGAUGAAGGAUGAAGUGGGCCCGGAUCCAAGGAAACACAAUUUCCUGUGGACUGUAAGCCCUCUGAUUUGAGAUUGCAAGGAACUGGGAAAAAAAAAAACAAAUGGUUUUCUUUGCAAUACAUCGUGUUUUGUAAGUGAAAUAUUAGUAGAAAACAGAUGAGAGAGGGGAUCGAGGGCGACGUGAAAUGAGAUUAGACUCAGCAAGGUGCUUUAUCAGAUUAUUGUCAAGGUGAAUUUGUGGUUAAUUCAAAGACCUUCCCCAAAGAUUAAAGCUGAGAUUAGUGAGUAGGGGGUCAGAAAGAGAAGAUACCGGUCCAGUGCAAACCUCAGAUAAUAAAGCUCUUAAAGCAAGAGAGAGAUUGAGAGAGUAAAAGGGGAAAGGAGACGGCAGAGAGGUAGGAGCAGAUAAAUAAGACAGACAUGCUGCUGUUUUAUUUUCUAGAGGAGGAAAAGCAGCCCUUCACUCCCACAUGUUGAGAGAAGACUGCAUCGUUUACAUUGAGGGGUGGAGAGUGGGGAAAGACUUUUACAAGGACAGGCAACAAAGAGCUGUCGUAAAUGAACGAGCCUUCAUCCCGUGUGACAGUAGCAGAGUUUGGCGGAGUAACGUUAACGGAUCCCGAGGUUUACAAAGUGGACCAUAGAUCAAGAAAACCGCAGCAGAGAGGAACAGAAGAGGAUCUCAUCUAUUAUUCAAUCACGUCCAUCUAAUGACCGUUAAAUUGAAAGAACUCGGAUAAUCUUUAAGACUAAUAAGCUUUUAAAAGAUGAAGUCUCCACCGUACUCGCAAACUACUUAAAUUUCCAAGGCCUUAUCUCUGAGACGAUUGCCAAUCCGCCACAAUCAGCAGAGAUCAAAAGCCCCUUCGGAGUGGGCACAGUGUGUGGUACUUAUCACAGCCCCCGGGAACUGAAUUAACCGGUCAUCAACAGCGUAAUGGCCAGUAGCAGUGGAGGUCCGAACCCAGUAAUAAUGAAAGAGAUACCUGACUGUAUCUGGCAUGUCCUAAUAGGCCGACAGAUCACAUCGGAUUUCAUAUUUCACAACUCGUUUCACCACUCAGAUAGCGGGUCAGCUGUUGGAACGAACACGAGAGGUGCAGAGAGGGGAAAGAUCAAUUAAAACUCCUUAGAUUUAUAUAGAGAAUCAAAAUUAGAUCAAAUUUAUAUCAGCUCCCUUCAGGAGUUUGCAGCUUCAUGAAUAAUUUCACAUCUAUCUAUAAAGAGAGAUGAGAUUUUAAUGGGAUUCCAGCUGAUAAAAUGAUGGCAUCCAGAGAUCAUGUAUGGCACAGGGCAACUAUUUAUUAGCUCCUAAUAAUACUUUAAUUAAGGCUUAAAUUAGUUUGGCUUUUUACUCCACAACAGUGCAAAUGCCUUUUUUUUGUGUCUCUUCUUGCAGUUUCAGUUUAAGCUCAAUUAAAGGUACAGUUUGUAACCACGGUAGGAAAUUUAUAUUUAUAAACCUAAACUCUAUAAUCCAAGCUCUUUAAAUCCUGAGUGGGUUGUAAUUUACCUUAAAAAAUGAUACCUUCACUGGCUUUCCUGCUUGCCUAGGUUCAUUAUAACAGCUUACAGAUUCAUUUCUGUAGAACCACCCAGUAGUUGAAGAAUUGUCAAGGUCACCCUCAAAUAUUCCUAUGAAAAAAAUAACAGGUGUUUUUACACUAAAAAAGAAAGAAAGACCAAAUGUCUGAAUAUCUAAUAGAAUGUGACACUUAUACAAGCCAAAUGUGAUAAAACACAAAUACAAUUCAACACCAAAUGUUU
Messenger RNA from Sphaeramia orbicularis (orbiculate cardinalfish), 3748 nucleotides. RefSeq names its product cholinergic receptor, nicotinic, alpha 11 (gene chrna11). Gene Ontology annotation, molecular function: transmembrane signaling receptor activity; acetylcholine-gated monoatomic cation-selective channel activity. NCBI's taxonomy places the organism in Eukaryota, Metazoa, Chordata, Actinopteri, Kurtiformes, Apogonidae. Bases 188 to 1909 code for a protein of 573 amino acids. Gene Ontology annotation, cellular component: postsynaptic membrane. The transcript has 10 exons. Gene Ontology annotation, biological process: monoatomic ion transmembrane transport. The record is from RefSeq and is a predicted model, not a curated record.